AUGUCUUUGAUGGGCAUAUAUUUCACCAGAGGGGUGACUGAAUUGUUUCAGAUGGAUAUUGCUGCCUACAGACUAACCGCCAUUGCAGCUCAUCAAUGCCAACGACGUGCUGCGAGCGACAAUGCCCAAACCCCGGCGAUGAAUCUGGACGCAACCUCCUGCACACCGCCCCCCUCACCGCGACCAAAUAGAGUCUCCGACCGAAUUUCAUCAAAGAACAACGGGCAGCGUACCGAAUACCGGGGCUCGAGCAGUCCGUCGAAACGACCAAAAAGAAGAAAAGUUAGUAAGGACGUGCCACUUGGCAAAUCAGACAAGAUUUCGAAUGUCACAGUGAUGGAUCAAUCGUCGGACUCAGAAGAGGACAGCGAUCAAAGCCGACCGGGCUUUCCGACUCCAAGCUUGUCUUCUUUUGUGCCAACAGUAGUAGAUGGCAAUACCGCAAUGAUAAUUAUGACGGGUAUCAUGUGGAAUUGCGUCAAACGGAACAGUCUAAUGAAUAAGUACGGCCGGCACACUAAAUCGAGUUACCUAACAACAAAGAACGAGGAUAUCAUCCGGUAUGUUGACGAAACUGCUAGCCAGGAUUAUCACGAGGCGGUCCGGAUAGUGAAGAGGGACAAUGCAUUCCAUAUGGGUCGGACUCUCCAACAUCGAUACAAGGAGACAGUUUACUGGGACAUCAUUCGGAAAGGAGCGAGACUGAUCGAUCCGGCAACGCUACCCACCUCCAAAGGGCCCCUUGAUGGUUUUACCCCGGCGGAGAAAGUGGCUACUCAACAGUUCAUGGACGAAGUCGGCUUUGGAGUUAGCCCUGAGAACCAGCGGCUUUGCCGUACUCUGUGGAAAAGUCUGUAUGAGCUACGACAAGCGGGCAUCUGUAAGACUCUGUAUUACCGCACUAAAGAAUUUGACAAUUAUUGCCAGAAAGCUUCCAAAAGAGAGACCGAAAUCUCAUUGGUGGAGACCAUCAAAUCGUGGGACAAUCUCUUUGGCCCGCAUCUCGAUCAAAUUGAGGCCCGUGUAGCGAGAUUUGCUGAGUCGAGUUCUGUCCAUCCACCAAAAACAGAAGGCUUGGAUUUUUCGGAAGAUAUCUGGAAUCAAGUGCCUAAUAAAUGGUGGUCUGCUGAGGAAGCUGCCUCCUACCAAGUCACUGAUGAGCACAAAACAAUCUUUCUCGACAUAACAGGAAUCCUCUUGGAUCCUUUAACCGGGGGCGAGGUGAACAAGGCCAUCUUUAUGUCGCUCACUAGGGCUAGCGAUGGCCUUCCUUCGGUGCGUCCGAUGAUUCCAAUUGAUAAAGGGGAUAUUCUGGGGAUUUUUGCUGGAAUGAUUCGGUUCACGGCAAAGUACGAUCCUAUCUACGGCAUUCCUGGUCCAAUCGAAACCCUCUGGCUAGAUUAUUCUCAGGUCACCGGGACGUUGAACCACAUGAAAGUGUCGCAGCCCGGCGGCGAUUCAAAUGUACAACUUUGUUGGAAUUUGAUCCGCCUAUCAGGCGAAUCCAGGCCUUCUCUCUCCUGGAUAGUUUCGGUACAGGCCACAAAACGUAUCAUGCCUUUCGAAGAGCUUGUCCGGGAAGCUCCUCGAAAAGAACAAUAUCUUUUACACCGGUCGCCAGUCCAUGCGAAGCGUGGUUUUACCAAGGUCUAA
Molecule: messenger RNA, 1653 nt
Organism: Talaromyces atroroseus
Lineage: Eukaryota; Fungi; Ascomycota; Eurotiomycetes; Eurotiales; Trichocomaceae
Exons: 3
Coding region: 1-1653 (550 amino acids)
Source: RefSeq, a predicted model, not a curated record